AAAAGCAGUGGUAUGCCAGUGUAUGCUGUGUGUAACUGCUGCUUAAUAUAGCAAACAUGUCGACAAGCGGAGACUUUGACUGCAUAGUAAUCGGGGCUGGCGUCCAGGGCUCCUUCACGGCCUAUGAGUUAGCAAAAAGGAACAAGAAGACUCUGCUGCUGGAGCAGUUCGUCCUGCCCCACACCAGAGGUAGCUCUCAUGGCCAGACCCGCAUCAUCCGCUACGCCUACGAGCAGGACUUCUACAUCAACAUGAUGCGGGAGUGCUUUCAGCUAUGGGCUCAGCUAGAACGGGAGGCGGGUGUCACGUUGUACAGACAAACUGGAAUGCUGGUUAUGGGGCCCGAGAAGAGUCAGAGCUUCCAGCUGUUAAAGAACACCAUGCAGAGGAACAACAUUCGAGUGGUGAACCUAAACCGCGACAACUUCAACCAGCAUAUCCCCCAUGUCAACCUGGCUGAGGGCGACGGAGCACUGGUGGAGGUGGCUGCUGGAGUUCUGUAUGCUGACCGUGCACUCAAGACCGCACAGGGACUUUUCCAGAAGCUGGGUGGAGUCAUUAGAGACCAACAGAAGGUAACGGACAUCAAGCCUGGCCCUGUUGUGACAGUGUCAACCUCCUCUGGAGUUUAUCGAGCCAAGGCGUUGGUGAUCACUGCAGGACCCUGGGCUAAUAAACUGCUGGCCCACACUGGCUUAGAGUUGCCACUAGAGGUGAUGAAGUUGAAUGUGUGCUACUGGAAGGAGAAAGUUCCUGGCUCAUAUGGUGUGAAGAAGCGCUUUCCCUGCUUCAUCCAGACUGAGGGUGUGGAGUCCAAACAGCACAUCUACGGCCUCCCGUCCAACGAGUACCCAGGACUGAUGAAGAUAUGUUACCAUAUUGGCUCCAUAACAGACGCAGACCACAGAGACCAGCAGACAGACAACACGGAUAUUGACAUCCUCCAGCGUUACAUUGCCCGCUGUUUCCCUGGCUUGGUCCCUAAACCUGCUGUGGUAGAGAGCUGCAUUUAUACGCUAACUCCUGACCGUCAUUUUGUGCUGGACCGCCACCCUACCUACAGCAACAUUGUGAUUGGAGCAGGAUUCUCAGGUCAUGGCUUCAAGUUCGGACCACUCAUCGGCAAGAUUCUAACUGAACUCAGCCUCGGAGAAGUGCCCUCCUACGACCUUUCACCUUUCCGAAUCAGACGCUUCCCAUCACAGACCAAAUCCGCUUUGUAGAGCCGUGUUGAAAUGAUCAUGGUAAACUAAACACAAUCGCAGAAUGACUGUGUUUAGUAUUUGAUAUAGUCAAUUGCGAAGUCUUCAAACAUAUUGGAGUCAUUUUCGGAAUUUUAUUCAUAUCCUGUUUUCAUAUCCAGGUAACUGGGCGAUAGCUUUUUGUCAUAACAUCAUAUGUGCAGUGGUGGAUCUAGUGGUUGUGGAUAACUAUAUAGACAGAAUGUAGAAUUAUAACCUCUCAUCAAAUAUCAUGUAGUGGUUAAACCAAACUGAAAAAGUGUAGUUUCCAUGGAACUAAAUUUUAAAAGUGCAAAAGUGUGCCUUCGUGUGUAACCGUGUAAAUUUCACACAUUUGCAUUUUCUCAAUAAUGUGGGGCUUUUUUUCUCACUGCAUGAAUAUCAUUUUGCAGAAUUACUGAAGAGGACAAAUGUCAUUGACACUGGUCAAAUAUUUGAACACAAGCAUGUCGAUUUCUGUCACCAGAGACUAGGUUGCCUCAUCUGCAUAUGGAGCUACAGGAGUUGUACAAUGAUGGUUACAUUCACUCUCAUAACUGUUAUUUUAAUACUGCACACUUUACGAUCUAACACACAAUACACAUAUUUGCAUUUGAAGGAGGAACAGUUUGCAGUGCACAAAGCUUAUCAUUUCCCCAAUGCAACAAGGACAUUAUGGCAUGUAAUUAGCAAUGAACUAAUACUGAUUUGAUAUUGAACAACAUUCACAUUGGAUUCUGAAAUUCUGGACUAACUGUAAAUUCAUAUAUAUGUGAUAAGCGUUAAUAAAACCUAUACUCUUA
Molecule: messenger RNA, 2023 nt
Organism: Mugil cephalus (flathead mullet)
Lineage: Eukaryota; Metazoa; Chordata; Actinopteri; Mugiliformes; Mugilidae
Gene: pipox
Product: pipecolic acid oxidase
Exons: 8
Coding region: 57-1223 (388 amino acids)
Cellular component (GO): peroxisome
Molecular function (GO): flavin adenine dinucleotide binding; sarcosine oxidase activity; L-pipecolate oxidase activity
Source: RefSeq, a predicted model, not a curated record